Messenger RNA from Lottia gigantea (owl limpet), 768 nucleotides. RefSeq lists its product as hypothetical. The transcript has a single exon. The record is from RefSeq and is a predicted model, not a curated record. Bases 1 to 768 code for a protein of 255 amino acids. NCBI's taxonomy places the organism in Eukaryota, Metazoa, Mollusca, Gastropoda, Lottiidae.
AUGAAUAGUGAUGGUAUUAGAGGUGACUGUUUGAGCAGUGUCUGUAUGAAUAGUGAUGGUAUUAGAGGUGACUGUUUGAUCAGUGUCUGUAUUAAUAGUGAUGGUAUUAGAAAUGACUGUUUGAGCAGUGACUGUAUGAAUUGUGAUGGUAUUAGAGGUGACUGUUUGGGCAGUGUCUGUAUUAAUAGUGAUGGUAUUAGAAAUGACUGUUUGAGCAGUGUCUGUAUGAAUAGUGAUGGUAUUAGAGGUGACUGUUUGAGCAGUGUCUGUAUGAAUAGUGAUGGUAUCAAAGGUGACUGUUUGAGCAGUGUCUGUAUUAAUAGUGAUGGUAUUAGAAAUGACUGUUUGAGCAGUGACUGUAUGAAUUGUGAUGGUAUUAGAGGUGACUGUUUGGGCAGUGUCUGUAUGAAUAGUGAUGGUAUCAAAGGUGACUGUUUGAGCAGUGUCUGUAUGAAGAGUGGUUGUAUUAGAGGUGACUGUCUGAGAAGUGUCUGUAUGAAUAGUGAUGGUAUUAGAGGUGACUGUUUGAGCAGUGUCUGUAUGAAGAGUGGUUGUAUUAGAGGUGACUGUUUAAGCAGUGUCUGUAUGAAUAGUGAUGGUAUUAGAGGUGACUGUAUGAAUAGUGAUGGUAUUAGAGGUGACUGUUUGAUCAGUGUCUGUAUGAAUAGUGAUGGUAUUAGAGGUGACUGUUUGAGCAGUGUCUGUAUGAAUAGUGAUGGUAUUAGAGGUGACUGUUUGAGCAGUGUCUGUAUGAUGGAAUUCAUUUAA